Messenger RNA from Lentinula edodes (shiitake mushroom), 1376 nucleotides. RefSeq names its product mitochondrial Lipoyl synthase. The transcript is spliced from 7 exons. NCBI's taxonomy places the organism in Eukaryota, Fungi, Basidiomycota, Agaricomycetes, Agaricales, Omphalotaceae. The record is from RefSeq and is a predicted model, not a curated record. Gene Ontology annotation, molecular function: 4 iron, 4 sulfur cluster binding; lipoate synthase activity. Gene Ontology annotation, cellular component: mitochondrion. Gene Ontology annotation, biological process: lipoate biosynthetic process. Bases 132 to 1292 code for a protein of 386 amino acids.
GCCCGCUUCGGACUUCAUCAACGAGCCCGGAUUGGUAAAUUAGUAAUUCUCGCCUUCUCCUUGGUCACUGACUGUGAUCACCAUAUACUCAAGACCGUCCCAGACUGGUCCUGGAUUUUGUGAAAAUCACAAUGAAUCCUGUAUCUGCUACGCGCGUGGCGCUUCGCCGUGCUGGAACCCGAUUCUUAGCAACUCCUUCUGCUCCUUCCGUAUCCAAACAAACGUUUUCCGAGACUCUGAGCUCAGGCCCUUCAUUAGAUGAUUUUAUAGCUGGAAAUACUCCGGAACGUGUUGUUUUGGGUAAUCCCCGAGGUCCGCGGCUUCCGUCAUAUCUGAAAACGUCUAUUCCGUCUGGUAAUUCGUUCAACAAAAUCAAGAAGGAUCUCAGAGGGCUUGGACUACACACUGUAUGUGAGGAAGCAAGAUGCCCAAAUAUCGGAGAUUGUUGGGGCGGCAAGGAAGGCGCAACAGAAGCGGAAGGGCGAAGUGCUGCAACGGCUACUAUCAUGUUAAUGGGCGAUACAUGUACUCGUGGAUGCCGAUUCUGCUCUGUGAAAACAUCCAGAGCACCUCCGCCCCUGGAUCCACAUGAACCCGAAAACACUGCAGAGGCGAUUAGUCGGUGGGGCUUGGGAUACAUAGUGUUAACCAGCGUGGAUCGUGAUGACCUCGCAGACGGCGGUGCAUAUCAUUUUGCAGAGACCAUUAGAAAGAUCAAGCAAAAGGCACCUCAUAUCUUGGUAGAAGCAUUAACAGGAGAUUUUGCUGGUAACUUGGCCCAUGUCUCCGUAGUGGCACAAUCGGGGCUGGAUGUAUAUGCACACAACGUCGAAACCGUUGAAGAGUUGACUCCGUUUGUUCGAGACCGGAGGGCAACAUUCAGACAAAGUCUCAAAGUACUGGAGCAUGCAAAACGUGAAGGUGUUCGGAUUACGAAAACCAGUAUCAUGCUCGGAGUCGGUGAAAACGAAUCGCAAGUCCUGAAUGCGUUGAAAGAGCUUCGCAAAGUCGAUGUAGACGUCGUGACUUUUGGUCAAUACAUGAGACCUACCAAACGCCAUAUGAAAGUCGACCGCUAUGUCGAGCCUUCAGAGUUUGACAAGUGGAAGCAGGUCGCUGAAGACUUGGGUUUCCUAUACGUUGCCAGUGGGCCUUUGGUUCGCAGUAGUUAUAAGGCCGGCGAAUAUUACAUCGAGAAUGUACUGCGCGGUAAAGGUUCUGAGAAGAAAUCUAACAAGUUGGCGGCGCAGGAAAUCGCCUCGGGAGAUUUAGAAACAAAUAUAUCUUCGUAAACCCAUAACAUUAAUUCACAUAUGUAUUCACUCUUCAAUAAUAUGUAGACAUACAAUUCAUAGCGACAAACCUAAAACAGUUCG